This is a messenger RNA of Drosophila navojoa, 1752 nucleotides long. It is a transcript of the gene Ids, whose product is annotated as iduronate 2-sulfatase. The record is from RefSeq and is a predicted model, not a curated record. Gene Ontology annotation, cellular component: cytoplasm. NCBI's taxonomy places the organism in Eukaryota, Metazoa, Arthropoda, Insecta, Diptera, Drosophilidae. Gene Ontology annotation, molecular function: iduronate-2-sulfatase activity.
AGAUUGUGUAUGUGUCCAGCUAAUAUGCCCGUCUGGUUAAUCAGAUUCGUACAGCACAAAGUCGCCGGCAUUCACAUCCGCCGCUUGCUCAUCUUUCAGACUGCAGUCGCAAAAGUCUCUCGCGUCGAUAUGUCCCAUAUCUCAGGUCCGUCGGUGCUGCAGCUGUUGCUACUAUGGAUUACGCUCUGCACUAGCGCAGCUACAGCCUCUGGCCAAUCCGCUGCCCGGUACAAUGUGGUCAUGGUCAUCUUUGACGAUCUGCGCCCAGCUCUGGGUGUCUAUGGCGAUAGUCUGGCUCGAACGCCGCAUCUGGAUGCCUUUGCCCAAGGCAGCAACGUUUUCAGCCACGCCUACAGCCAGCAAGCGCUGUGCGCACCCAGCCGCAAUUCCCUCCUGACUGGACGACGUCCAGACACCCUGCACCUGUACGACUUUUAUAGCUACUGGCGCAGCUUUGCGGGCAACUUUACUACGCUGCCGCAGUACUUCCAACAGCACGGCUACUACACCUACAGCUGUGGCAAGGUCUUCCAUCCGGGUCUGUCCUCCAACAACACCGAUGACUAUCCCCUGAGCUGGUCUGCGCCCGCUUUUCAUCCUCGCACCGAGCAGUUCAUGAACUCGCCCGUCUGUCCCGAGCAUGGCGGAGGUGUGCUGCGCAAGAACUACCUCAUUUGCCCAGUGGAGCUGCAAACGCAGCCGUACAAAACUCUGCCGGACAUUGAGUCCGUAACGGAAGCCCUACGCUUCAUUGAUACACGCAAGCACAGUCGCCAGCCCUAUUUCCUGGCUCUGGGCUUCCACAAGCCGCACAUCAACUUUCGCUUUCCUCGGCAGUUCCUCGGCAGAUUUCCCCUCUCACAUUUCUACAACUACACGGAGGAUACACUGAAACCGCCAGACAUGCCGGAUGUGGCCUGGAAUCCUUACACAGAUGUUCGCUCCCGAGAUGAUUUCAAGCAUAGGAAUAUUUCAUUUCCCUACGGACCCAUUUCCAGGCACCAAGCGGCGCAGAUACGCCAGGCCUACUACGCCUCGGUAGCCUAUGUGGACGAUCUCUUUGGCAAGCUCUUGGCUGGCCUCGAUCUGGAGCGCACAGUUAUCGCAGUGCUCGGCGAUCACGGCUGGUCGCUGGGCGAGCACGCCGAGUGGGCCAAGUACAGCAACUUUGAGGUUGCCCUGCGUGUGCCCCUCAUCAUACGCAGCCCGGAGUUCCCUUUGGCAGAGCCUCGCAAGCGUCACAGCAUCACUGAGCUGGUGGAUGUGUUUCCCACGCUGGUGGACUUGGCGCAUCUGCCUCCACUUCCAGCUUGCAACGGCAGCGGGCUGGAGCAGCCAAGCUGCUCCCAAGGCAAGAGCUUAUAUCCCAUGCUGCAAGGCCUGGACUUGGGUGAGGACUAUGUGGCCAUCAGCCAAUAUCCCCGUCCCGGCAUGUUGCCCACCAAGCAUCCCAACAGCGACAAGCCCAAGCUGCGCAAUAUCAAAAUCAUGGGCUAUACCCUACGCACGAGUCACUAUCGCUACACGCUCUGGGUGCGAUUCCAUGCCCACAAUUUCAGUCGAGAUUGGCACAAUAUCUACGGCGAGGAGCUGUACGAUCAUCGUUUGGACUCCGGUGAGGAGUUCAAUUUGGCGGCGCUGCCGGAAUUCAAUUCCAUACGCCAACAUUUGCGCUGGCGUCUGAUCGAAGCCGUGGGCUAACUGAGAUUUAUAGUAGAACUAACUAAAAUAUAACUCAUUUGAAAUUAUCAA